Messenger RNA from Eremothecium sinecaudum, 552 nucleotides. RefSeq names its product Nat2p (gene NAT2). Gene Ontology annotation, cellular component: mitochondrion. The record is from RefSeq and is a predicted model, not a curated record. Lineage: Eukaryota; Fungi; Ascomycota; Saccharomycetes; Saccharomycetales; Saccharomycetaceae. The transcript has a single exon. Bases 1 to 552 code for a protein of 183 amino acids.
AUGUUUAGGGCUCUUAACAGGAUUGCAUCUAGAGCACGUAUAAUUCGUGGCUUCCAGUCGACACCUCAGUAUUCAUUCAGAUCAUUUUCUUUAUACAAUGGAACCGGAAGCGCUGCUAAGUCGAAACGUGGAAGUCUAAAACAACUUGUGCAAACAUAUGGGUGGUCUGCCCUUGGUGUAUAUUUAGCACUCGCAGCUAUCGAUUUCCCAUUCUGUUAUAUUGCGGUUCAUUCAUUGGGUGAAAGAACCAUUAAAGUAUACAUUAACAAGGUUAAGAACUUGGUAGGGUAUGGUGUCGAUGAAAAGGAGGUAUUGGAACAAAUAGAAAGAAACCGUGUUCAGAAUGAACUUGAUCGGGAAGCUGCGCAAGUAUCCGGUAAAAGUGCCUGGGAGAGAUUAAAGACAAGUCACCUCCUAACGGAGUUAAUACUAGCUUAUGGUAUACAUAAGUCCUUAAUCUUUAUAAGAGUGCCAUUGGUUGCCGCUAUUACUCCUGGUAUUGUACGUGUGCUGCGUAAAUGGGGUUUUAAUAUUGGAAAGGUAAAUAAAUAA